This is a messenger RNA of Miscanthus lutarioriparius, 717 nucleotides long. The record is from the annotation of a GenBank genome assembly. Lineage: Eukaryota; Viridiplantae; Streptophyta; Magnoliopsida; Poales; Poaceae.
AUGGGCAUGAUUGGUUCCAGGCCACCUGAGCUAGAGCUGGAACUAAUGCCAAACGAUGUGAAGCUGAAGGGAAGUAAAAAUUACUUGAGUUGGGCUAGAAGAGUACAGGUGCUUCUAGGAGGAAAAGGGGUAGAGCACUAUCUGGCGAAGGAUUGUGUUGAGCCGGCUAACAAGCUUAGCCCUGAGUGGAGAGUUUGGCGUACGAUAAACUCUACCAUAGUGGCGUGGUUAUUGGCAUCCAUGUCACCAUAUGUUAGUAAAAUGGUGGAAGCUAUGCACACUGCAGCACAAAUAUGGAAAGCCUUGAGUAACAUGUAUUCCUGGCGAAGGAAUGUGAUGGUGAUGAUGGAAAUUCAAAAUAAGGCCGAUGCAGUGAAACAAGCAGGGCGACCAGUGGAGCAAUAUGCUAGUGAGUUGCAGUACUUGUGGGGAGAGCUGGACCACUAUGCUCCACUUCAUAUGAGAGAUCCACAGGAUGCCCAAGAUGUUCAGAAGUGGGUAGAGGACAGGAGGGUGACUCACUUUCCGAGGAACUUGGAUCCUGAGUUUGAGAGCAGGAGGGAUGCUUUUUGUCACCAGGAUAAUCUACCUACCAUGGAGGAGGCUGUGUCAGCCAUGGUCAUUGAGGAGAGCAAACUUUGGAUGAUGAGUAGUAACAGUCCUGUACCACAGUGGCGGAGAGGGAGUGCUUCAACUGUGGAGAGAAGGGACACUUGA